AUAACAUUAUACAACACUUUUUUAACAGUGCAGCCAAGUAAUAAAAACGAUAGCAUGGCAACACUGUCAACUCCAUGUCUGAGUUUAGCAAAGUGAAAUCGGCGAAAAAAAAUCAUUGUUCAUUGCUCACACGAAAAUACAGUAACUUAAGUAGUUAAGAAGAUUAUUUUCAUAAAAAGCGAAACCAGAAAAGUCUAUAAAACACACAACUCAUUUAAAUUUCAACGUUAAACUGAAUAUAUAAGCGAAACCUUAUCAACUGCCCCAAAUGUCCGCAAAUACAGCAUCCACAUCGAAUCCGACGAGAUCGUCUAACUCAACGACGAUGACUUCGCAUAUCUUAAACGCAGCUAGUACUAGUAUGCCCAGCAGACCGGCGGUACGUGCAUUAGCGCUUGAAUACAAAUCACUGCAAGAAGAACCGGUUGAAGGUUUCCGUGUAAAAUUGCUUAAUGAAGAUAAUCUCUUUGAAUGGGAGGUGGCAAUAUUUGGACCGCCGGAUACACUUUACCAGGGAGGAUAUUUCAAAGCGCACAUGAAAUUUCCACAAGAUUACCCGUAUUCACCGCCAUCUAUACGCUUCCUGACAAAAGUUUGGCAUCCAAAUGUGUAUGAAAAUGGUGAUCUCUGUAUUUCCAUAUUACACCCUCCGGUAGAUGAUCCACAAAGUGGAGAACUCCCUUGUGAACGAUGGAAUCCAACACAAAAUGUGCGCACCAUAUUGCUAUCGGUUAUAUCGCUGCUAAAUGAGCCGAACACAUACUCACCAGCUAAUGUUGAUGCAUCGGUUAUGUACCGGAGGUGGCGUGAUUCGCAGGGAAAGGAUAACGAAUACCCAAGCAUUAUACGAAAACAGGCACAGGCCGCUAAUGCGGAUGCUAUAAGAGAAGGCAUUGUCGUGCCGAUGACACUUGAGGAUUACUGCCUUAAGCCGGCACGUAAAACAUCUACAGAACCGACGCUAGACACAAAUUUCUUUGACGAUGAUUAUGAUUUGGAAACCGAAGACGAUCUACCAACCGACGAUGAUGAUGAAGACGAUGACUAUGACCUUGAUGAAGACAACACAAAUACGAAACGUAAAGAUAAUGGCACCGCGGAUGAAUCUGCUGAUGACAGUGGUAAAGGUGAGACAUCGUAAUCUCACAUUCAAAUGAAUAAUGUUUUAUUUUUUUGCUUCGGAGUGUGAAAUCAAGGUAGAAAAAGCAAAAGAUAAAUUGUGUGAGAUUUUUUUUUUAAAGAGGUGGCAAGAAAUUUUUAUGCAGCGCAUAUGUGGCAACAAAAUUCAGGAAUAAUUUAGCACUUAUGUAGUGUAUAUAUUUAUAAUAAAACAAGAAACGACAAAUGAAAAAACAAAGAAAGCACAUUUAUCCUUUUGCUAAACAUAAACAAUUCAAAUGAAAAAAUUUGACUUUUUCAAAAAAGCAAUAACGCAAAUUUACCGUAAUAUUUUUUUGUAAAUGAAAUGAUAAAAAAUAAACAGACAUGUAUACAUAUACAAUAAAUAAACAAAAUAAUUAGAAGUGUGCAGAUUAGUUUAGCAACAAUUAAGUGUUUUUCUAAAAAGUAACAAUAAAAAUACUAAAUGAAAACUUAACAAAAAAUAAUACAUGUAAAGAGUAAUAAMAAAUAUUAAAGCCAAAUAACAGAAAUUAACUGACAACAAAUAGCAACAAAAUGCCAUAAACGUAGCGCUAUAAAUAUCAACUAAAACUUUAAUUGUAUAAUGCAAAUUAGAUGCUUCGUACACUAAAUUUAUUAAAACUAUGCAUAAUGACGUCAAUUGAGGACGAAAAUAGUUUAUGUUAAAGAAAUGUAUUACCACCACUUACAAAAGUUAUUUCAAUCCAGCUAUCUCGCUGCAAAGUACCGUCAACUGACAAGCUUGAUAAUCUUUUUUACCAGCACGUGUACAGUUAUCACAAUUGAAUACAGAUACAACAGCAUUACAUUUGUCUGUUACCCUUGAAACGCGUUUACACAUUUUUAAAUAUUUAACUUUUACUUUAAACAAAAAAUACACACAACAUGUGUUGUUUAUGCAAUUCAGUUUUGAAAACAUUGAAUUUUUUUCGUAUAAUACUGCUUGUAUACACGUAUUUUUACUUAGUUUAAUUUCGACACAGCAAUACAUAGCUUGUAUUUUAAGUAUGUUUAUAUAAAUUUAUUUUGGUAUUCAUCAUAUACAUAUGCACAUGUACUGUAUUGUUCUAGAGCUAUUAUAUUUUUAUACUCAUAUGCGUACAUACGUAAUAAUUUGUAAUGUUUUAUGUCUGUAAGAUUUCGAUUUUCUGCAUUAUUAGGAAAUAGAGAGCUGGCGUUAAUGUACCAACGAACUAUUUAUUAAUUAUGUAAUUUCGUCUAUAUGUAUGUAUGUAAAUUUUCUAUGUAAUAUGUAUUCAUGUGAAUACCGGUUUUAAUAUGCAUACGCUAUAUAAAAUAAAUUUAAACAAAUUUUGACCAACAUAUUUGGAAAUGAACAACUUUCUCUAAAAUUAAAUGCACAAGUGACAACUGAAAUUGGCUCAAAGUAAUCGAAAUCAAUAACAUAUGCGGGAAACUAUUUUUUUUUUACCAUGCAACGCUAAAACUGCAUCGAUUGUAAUAUAUAAAACGUAACAAAAAUUUCAAACAAAUUUCAUGUGCUAAUGAUUGUUUUAAUUUUAAUUUCUUAAACUAACGUACAUAAAUUGUUUUGCAAUAAAGCAAAUGUUGAGUAAUGUAACAUAUUAAAAAAUAUUAAUGAAUAAUAUCAUAACAGGCGUUAUAGUUUGAGUUUAAAAAAUCAGUAAUUUUCUUAAACCUAACUUAAAACUCACAAAAUUGUCGAAUGUUUCAACUAACUAUAGUGAAUAAUUAAAUGAUUUUCAAUUCAUGUCGCAACCGUCGUUGCAUUGAAAAUUAAACAUAUUUUAAGUGAAAAUAAGGCAUAGAAAGUAAUAUACAUACAUAUACAAUAAAUAUACAUACUUGAGAACGCAUAUAUGUAAUAGCAACUGCUUAUGUAUUGACAUACAUACAUACUUUUCCUCAAUACAUGCAGAACAUUUUAUAACUAAACAUUAGAAUUCCUCUUCAUAUAAAAAUACUAAAGCUAAUAUGAAAUAUGUAGUAACUAUAAAUUGUAAUAUUCAAACUAAGUAAAUGGAAAGCUGAGAUACAGAGGUAUAAAAUAAUUGAUAUGAUGGACAUACAUACAUAAGUAUACUAUAAAUAAAUAUGUACGCUCUAAAAAUAAAUAAAUCUUUAAUGAUGAUAUUCAAAACAUGCAAUAAUAUUGUAUAACUAGUAAAUGGAAAGCUAACUGUCAAAUUCUACGAUUGUAAGAUAUAUUCUCUGAAAAAAUAUAUAACUAAUGAUAAGAUGUGACACUCCUUGCCCAAAUCUAAAACUGCACUGUUCCAAGAACGUGUAAUUCUGUUGUCGAAUAAAUCCUUCAUAUUUUAUAACCAUAUGAUUAAUGAAAGUAAA
This is a messenger RNA of Bactrocera latifrons, 3471 nucleotides long. RefSeq names its product ubiquitin-conjugating enzyme E2 R2. Gene Ontology annotation, biological process: ubiquitin-dependent protein catabolic process; protein polyubiquitination. Lineage: Eukaryota; Metazoa; Arthropoda; Insecta; Diptera; Tephritidae. The transcript has 3 exons. Gene Ontology annotation, molecular function: ubiquitin conjugating enzyme activity. Bases 269 to 1141 code for a protein of 290 amino acids. The record is from RefSeq and is a predicted model, not a curated record.